AUAACCAACAUGGGAUACAUAUUUUACAGUAGUUUGUUCUGUUUAAUACUAGUGUAUUCAGUUGAUGCGUUCUGUGGCAAAAAUGAAGUUUACUACGAAUGCCAACCAUGCGCUGCAAUCAACUGUUUCGAAUCGCCUCCUUUUUUUUGUCCAAAAAUAUGCCAAAAUCCAGGGUGUUACUGUGCACCUGGAUAUUUAAGACAAAAUGGAAUCUGUAUUCCCGAAGAACAGUGUUCUAGUGGUUUCUGUGGACCCCAUGCGAGCUACUCCGAAUGUCAGCCAUGCGCUGCGAUCAACUGUGGAGAUAGAGAUCCGGAAGUUUGCCUGGAUUGGUGUAUUAACCCAGGUUGUUAUUGCGAUCCUGGAUAUUUACGGUACAAUGGGGUCUGUAUACCCGAAAAAUUCUGUCCUACUGCAACCUGCGGCAAAAAUGAAGUCUAUCGUGAAUGUCAACCAUGCGCUGCUAUCAACUGUGGAGAUAGAGAUCCGGAAGUUUGCCUGGCUUGGUGUAUUAACCCAGGUUGUUACUGCAAGAAGGGAUUUUUGAGAAAGAAUGGGGUCUGUGUGCCAGAAAAAUUCUGUUCGGAUUUACCGCAAUUAGCUUUGGGAUUAAGAAUCGCCGUAUAUAAGACAUGUAAAAUUGUGUCUGGUUUAAAAAAAAAGAUGGAGAAAAUAACCAGUGCUCCGUAUAUGUGCGCCUUAGUCCUGUUGUCUUUAGUAUUCGUAUAUUCUCGAGCUGAUACGGAUGGUAAUAGUGUUAAUGUGUCCUGCUACAAAAACGAAGUUUACUACCAAUGCCAACCUUGCGGCGCAAUCAACUGUGGAGAUAAACCGACGGAAAUUUGUACCGCCCUCUGCCAGAAACCAGGGUGUUACUGCAAACCAGGUUAUUUAAGGAAGCAUGGAAUCUGUGUUCCCGAAAAAUUCUGUGAUGUCUGUGGUCCAUUCGAGUGUUACUACGAGUGUCAACCAUGUCGUCCCCUUAAUUGCGGAGAUCCGAAAAUCGAAAUUUGCCCACUUAUAUGCCACAAACCCGGAUGUUACUGUAUACCAGGGUACUUGAAAAAGAAUGGAACAUGCGUACCCGAGAAACUCUGCUCUGGCUGUAUUGAGUAAACGGUUUGAUGAUGAAAACAAAUGCA
Messenger RNA from Anoplophora glabripennis (Asian longhorned beetle), 1142 nucleotides. Its product is annotated as SCO-spondin-like. The coding region runs from base 10 to 1116 and encodes 368 amino acids. The record is from RefSeq and is a predicted model, not a curated record. NCBI's taxonomy places the organism in Eukaryota, Metazoa, Arthropoda, Insecta, Coleoptera, Cerambycidae. The transcript has 7 exons.